Penicillium waksmanii is the source of this 918-nucleotide messenger RNA. RefSeq lists its product as uncharacterized. NCBI's taxonomy places the organism in Eukaryota, Fungi, Ascomycota, Eurotiomycetes, Eurotiales, Aspergillaceae. The record is from RefSeq and is a predicted model, not a curated record. The transcript has 2 exons. Bases 1 to 918 code for a protein of 305 amino acids.
AUGGUGACCCGUAUCAAGAAGCCAUCCAGCACAAUACCCCCUGCAGGGAUGACAACGAACGUUACAGUAUCCCACCUGUCGAGGGGUCCUUCCUUCGACUGCACAGACGAUAAUUCGGCCUCAAGCAUCAGCAUAUCAGACGACCAGCCGCAAGAAAUCCCAGCGGAUAUGGACCGUAUAAUUGAUGAGCUGCUCGUCCUCACCCACCACCCCGACGAGCAUCCCCACGAGAAAGCAGCGCUGUAUCAGCAGCUCGAAGAGGAUCCCCACCGGCUAGGCCCCUGGAAGGUCUCCAGCCAGGUUCUGGCAGUUGCGUAUGCCGGACGCAGUCACCUGAACUGGGCUGCCUUUCCGAACCUCACCCCCAGCGUGAUCGUUGUGGCCCUUGCAUCGGAUGAGCUUCGGGGCGCGUCUGCGCUGAGCCUGGGCGCGGAUCAGUUUGGGCUAGAGACGGGGGGAGACCUUAACGAGCUUACGGCGGCUAUGGCAAAGUGCGCGGGCCUACGGCAGGUGUGCCUGUUCCAGGGGGUGAACCGACAGAGCGAUGAUUCGUCCGCUGGUUGCUACUCAGAGCUGCUGCUUCUUUGGCAGCGGGACGGGGUAGAAGAACGAGGGACCAUCCAUGCAAUAUGUGCCUUCUCCACAUCGCUGCGUAGCAGCGAAUGCCUCCUGUGGUCGUCAACCAUCACUCACGGUCUGAGCCUGCCGCACGCCCCCAUCCUUCCUAUGAUGCAUAUAGUCCUGUUCGGGCACUACCAGGACGGAGAAGACCCAGUCGUACCUACAGACAACGUCCAGACGUACCAACACUACGCCAUGACCAAUACCCGAUUAGACGGGGAGAGCUUCGCCGUCCGCUUCCUGGCCUAUCUGUCAGCCCUAAGCUCGGGUUCGGAAUCCGAGAAAGCCCUUCUGUAA